Eremothecium cymbalariae DBVPG#7215 is the source of this 2379-nucleotide messenger RNA. RefSeq lists its product as uncharacterized. The record is from RefSeq and is a predicted model, not a curated record. Gene Ontology annotation, cellular component: nucleus. The transcript has a single exon. Lineage: Eukaryota; Fungi; Ascomycota; Saccharomycetes; Saccharomycetales; Saccharomycetaceae. Gene Ontology annotation, molecular function: DNA-binding transcription factor activity, RNA polymerase II-specific; RNA polymerase II cis-regulatory region sequence-specific DNA binding. The coding region runs from base 1 to 2379 and encodes 792 amino acids. Gene Ontology annotation, biological process: regulation of transcription by RNA polymerase II.
AUGACGGCGCUGGAUAGUGUUUGGAUUCCGUCUGAAGACAAGGGCGAGCAAGUUCAGGUUGGGGUGUACGGAGAAAGUGUACAGUUCACACCUACGAGGUCCAUGGCUCAGUCAACUGCCGGUAAGAAUUGGUUUGACCGCGUGAAGUUUAAGUCUGGAGAUGCGGACCAGGAAGACGAAGAGGAAGAAGAAGAGGACGAGGACGAGGAAGUAUUCUCAAGAUUGAACUCGCUCUCUGACAGCGAAGACGGGAUAUUCAAUCUGUCCAAAGUCUUUAUCUCUCCUUCAGAAACACAGCGAGCUAUGGUGCAACAGUUACAGCAACAGCAGCUUUUACAUCGUCAAGGACUACGGCUACAACAAGAACAACAAUCAUACCAGUUACUACUACAAAAACAAAAACAAAAAGAGCAACAGCAGCAACAGCAGCAACAGCAACAACAAACGGUACAACAUCUUCCGCAGGAAGGCAGCGGUGGUGGUUUCGAAGUUGAUAUCGAUCCAAUGUAUGCUUUAGAAAACCCUGGAAAUGCUAUGGAGGAUCAAAGAUCUUUGUCAGUGGACUAUUCUUUAUUGCAAUCGAUAACUGACAAUACUUUUACUAUGCAAGAUAAUGGAUCAACAAAUCCCACACUGCCUUCAACAAGUGCACCGGUAGCGUGGAACGCGGGCAUUUUUGACGUCUGGUGCAACUCGCUUUAUAACGUGGUGCCCGAAUCUUUUCAACAAGUGCAGAAUCUCGCUGCACCAAAGGAUCAGCUACAACAGCAACAGCAGCCACAACAACAGGAGCAGCAGCCACAACAGCCCAAAUCGCAUUCUAUCUCUUCGGCUUCACAAUCUCUACACAAUGGAUCCUUUCGUGGCGCUGGGCGCGUGUACAAGAGGUCAAAGUCCGUAUGUGCAGGAAUAGUGUCAAAUGACUGUGGCAGGAUAGCAGCUCCUAAUUUAGCGCAUACGCUUCGUACAUCUAUGAGCUCUGCAGGUCGUAUAUCGAAACACAACAACAACAACAACAACAGCAGCAGCAGCAGCAGCAGCAGCAGCAGUGCAAGCAUAAGUAGCGUUAGCAGCUUUGGCGGUGGCACACAUGCUCCUAGUCUACGCCGGGGGUCAUGUUCUGCGAUAUACGACAUAUCGGGUGUACCUUCUGGGCUUUCUCAAGUUACCGGCGUCGCUGGCGUCGCCGCUGCACAUGGGAGCCACCAUCCUGCAGUGUACAAGUAUGUUGCACAAGCUCACUUGUCAAUGCAAUGCGAUACAACUAAGAUUGAAAUCGAAAACAAAGCUGACUGGCUACCAAUAUCUCCUAUGACCCCGGAGCGUUCAUCUCAUAUUAUUUCCAAAUUACAGGAAAAGAAGAAUGUGCUGUUAGAUACUGUCUAUGAAGUUUUUGAACUAUUUCCGCAGCAGCAUUUCUUACCAGAAAAGUUGGAGAUCCUUGCCUUGGAGUUUGAACCCUAUUUUGCCAAAAUGCGAAACGCUGAGGAGACUUCUGCAAUCAUUUCUGAGGAUUCUACUGCUUUAAAUCGAUGGAUGUGGUUAAAUCAACGGAGAAAGAGAUGUUCAAAUCAAUUAAAGCAGUUUCCCCGUUUUACUGUGCGCGAGGCUGUGGACGAUGAUGGAUCCCCCUACCAAAUUGAGGUACGCACAUCAUCCGGAUAUAAUGAUUUCACUUCAACUUCUAGUUCCACGUCAAGUUUAUCACAUUUAGACUUCUUACUAUUGCGUCUAAGGCACAUGAACUUAUUACGAGAGUCCGAUGACCGUAAACGCAAGACAAAAUACUAUGAAUUUAUUGAGGGUAAGAUGAAACGGCCCCUUAACAGCUUUAUGCUUUAUAGGUCCUCCUUGAUGAAAGCUUUAUCCAUUCUAAAGGUCGUCAAAAUCGUGACAGACCUUGUUGGGGUGGUUCAAAAGGAGUUCCAAUCUCUUGACGAGUAUACCGUUUUAAAAUUUCUCUCGGAAACGGUGAAAUCGCGUCGGGGGCUUGCCUUUGAGCAGUUACCUCAUAUGCAGCGAUUAUCCGAGAUCAUUAAUGAGCAACUUUACCGGCAAAAUGAUUCCAGAAUUGGCAAUGGCGCACAUACUGCACCGUCGACUAUACAGGAACGUGUUCCUUUGGAUCCAAAGUUUAGUAAUCACACUGUGCUAGCUCAGGUGAUCACCCUGAUGUGGAACUCGGAAUCCAGUCGCUGCCGUGAGGAGUUCGUCAAGUUUUCAAAAGUUGAAAAAAGUCAUCACCAUAUGGUUUAUCCCAAAUACAAGUAUUGUCCGGUUAAAAAAUUGAAGCUGGAGGAAUUGGAAAAUAAUUUGAAUAUUACGACUUUCACCCCGGACCUUUUAGAUGGAUUCAGGAACAUAAAUUCUGGUGACUAA